AUGAAUGAAUGCACUGGGGUUAUCGUUAUGGGUGGUUGCUUGAUACCCAACUGGCCUUCGGGCUGCCAGCCAUUAGGAAUGGCUGCACUGUCUGAUCUGACUGGGUUUGGUCUGCUGGUUUCUCCAGGUCGGGAGGAUGUUGAACCUGCCAAGUUCGAGGCUGCCGUAGCUCUUGCUGCAGAGCAUUUUCUCAACCUCUACGAGCAAAAGGCGAAGACCGUGAAUGGAACAUCGUAUAAAGAUCUCAACUCAACCAUCAACUCUAUUCUUGACUCGGGAUUCCUUCACUCAGUUCCGGAGAAGAGCAACAAUGCCAAGGAAGAUGUUGAGAGCAGGAGUGAGGACGAGGAUGGAGAUGACGAGGAUACUGAAGAAGAACCAGAGAAACAGACAAACGGACACAAGGACGAAUCAGAAAUGAACAGAAUGUUGGGACAGCCAGCUUCCUUACUCACCCAGGAGCCCGUCCCCGAGCACACCCCUGUAGUUGAAGAAAGGCCCGCCCCCUCUAGCCCCGCCCCUGCUUUAGAUCAGAAUAGACCUGAAGUUCAGCCUCCCGCACCGGAACCCAGUUUUAAUUUUCUACAGGAAUCCCAGAUAGAUCUAGAAUCCCCUAUGAUGGACCCUGCAGUAGUUAUGGUACAAGGUGCUAGGAAACCAGAUCAGGUAUAUCCUGCCCCCAUGUUCCAACCUCUUCCUCCAACUUCACUCACCAACGGUAUUCAACAUCAGCAUCAGUUAAUGCAACAGCAUGCAGCUGCUCUAGCCCAUCAUCAUCAUCAACAGCAGCAACAGCUUGGACAUCCUCAGCUUCAGCAGUUGGAGCAGUUGCAUCAACAACAACUUGCAGGCCGAGGUCCUGGUUUCCAGCCCACCAACCUACAACAGGUCGAACAGCAGAUAUUCAAGGAACAGGAGUCCUUAAACAAACAGGAAACAUUUAACCAGGAUUACGAACAGCAGAACAUUUACGAGAAGAAGAGAGGAACCCAUCCUCCCUUCUCUCAGGAGCAUACGCAAGAUCAAUCUACUCUUGACGCGACUCGUCCUGACCCCCAGCCUACGCAGGAAGAAACGAAGCCUCGUGUCUCAGGAUACGCGGCGGCAGCAGCAGGUCCAACAUAUAGACCUGAUCCUGAGAUAGGAACCUGGAAACCAGAAGGAGCUCAGGAUAGUGGAGAGGAGGGUAGAAGAGAGGAUAGAGGUCCUAGAGGGAGUAGAGGAGGAGGAGGCGGGGGGAGCAGAGGAUUCGGUAGAGGUGGUCGUGGAUACUCCAGAGGUAGGGGAGGCGGAGGAGAUAGAGGAGGGUAUAGGGGAGGAAGAGGAGGCGGUGGAGAGAGAAAUGAUCGUGGCGGAGACAGGAAUGAUCGUGGCGGAGACAGGAAUGAUCGUGGCGGAGACAGGAAUGAUCGUGGCGGAGACAGGACUGAUCGUGGCGGUGAAAGAGGGGAAUACAGGGGAGAUCGCGGGGAUCGCAACGAUCGGCCAAGAAGCGACCGUCCUAGAGGAUCUGGACCCCGAGGCGGCGGUGGUGGUGGACGUGGAAGCGGUGGACCACGAGGAGGUGGACCAAGAGGACCACCCAGGGAACAGUAAUCUCUGGUUGGAUCAAUAAGGGAUCAAUGAUCCUGGACAGGUCGGGAGCUGAAACCUGGAGAUCUAUUUGACUCCGUCUCAAUCCACACGAUAUUCAAGCUUAUAAUUACAUUUACCAGUUUAUAACAUCCUUCACCUGUCCUCUUUAUAUGGAAACCUGGAAGCAGGACACAUUUACCUACCUGUCCUGUCCUAGGGACAAGAUGUGAUUUUCCUGCUCUGUGCACAAACUGGCAUUCAUGUUCAAUGUGUUGCAGAAACUACGAUUGCCCAGUUCUCGUUUCCUAUCAAAUAAAAUCUUCACGCAUUACAUUCUGUUAAAUUCACAUUCGAAGACUUUUCCUCGGGCAACUUUAGGAUUGAUCACAGAAUACUGUUCCCAUGUUUUUUUUACAAUCACGUAAACUCCUUCCUAGAACAAAGCAUUACUAAAUCAUGAAUUUUUAAUUCUUUGUCUCCCCCCGUCCUCCAGUCCUGUUCUACUUGCAUUUUGUGUUGUACCCAUGUGCUGUACCGCCGCUUUAUACUGUACUGUACUCGUGUACCACACUGCAUCUGUGUACUGCACUGUACCCGUGUGCUGUACUCAGACCAAUCUCUGUAUUGGGUAGUAUUUUUUUUCAGACAAAUAAACAUAUUUCUUUUUAACAA
This is a messenger RNA of Eurytemora carolleeae, 2247 nucleotides long. Its product is annotated as eukaryotic translation initiation factor 3 subunit A. The transcript is spliced from 10 exons. The coding region runs from base 1 to 1596 and encodes 531 amino acids. NCBI's taxonomy places the organism in Eukaryota, Metazoa, Arthropoda, Copepoda, Calanoida, Temoridae. The record is from RefSeq and is a predicted model, not a curated record.